Molecule: messenger RNA, 1113 nt
Organism: Alternaria arbusti
Lineage: Eukaryota; Fungi; Ascomycota; Dothideomycetes; Pleosporales; Pleosporaceae
Exons: 1
Coding region: 1-1113 (370 amino acids)
Source: RefSeq, a predicted model, not a curated record
AUGCAUAUCCAACCUGCCCCCGUCCUCUCGCGCACGACCCUCAAGAAGUACACUGGCUGGUAUUGCACCAAGAACGGGUACCGCGCCAUCGUAACAUCCGACGGCGUGUCUCUGCAUGUCGGCAGCAUCAGCCAUGUCCGCGGUGACAUCCUUGAAACCUGGGACCUGCAAUGGUCCAACGUACCUUCAUUCAGAACUGGUGGUGAUUCGGCAGAGGAACGGGCACUCAACGCUGAGUUCCAGGCAACAUUCCGUACAGCACCUGGUGGCCACCAUGUCUCCUUCGACAUCAAGGAUGGCAAGGUCACAGGCCUGCGUGCAGGCGGAGAACACUUCGAGCGCAUCGAGCGGGGAGAAUGCCACAUCUUCCGAGUACCUGUCGAGCUCAGGCAAACUAUCUGGGGCUAUGCUCUGGACAACAAUGGCGAGAACGUCCUGCUGAGCAAGCAGAAGGGUACCAGCAUCACUGAUGGUCAUUCACGGAUGGCCAUCAAUCGCAUUAACGAAGUGCACCGCGACUUCGCGGACGAAGCCACGCAUUUCGAGCUUCGAUACAAUACCCUGGUGUGUACGGACGUAGGAAAGUUCGUCAAGCUCAUUGAGAUGGACAAGACACGGCUCCGGCUCUGCCUCCGACAUGUCGUCCUCAGGACAGCAUGGGGCAUGUCCCCGCUCGUCUUCGGGAAGACAAAGGAUAUCCACAGCAUAUUGGCGUAUGCCAAAUCCAACCUGGCGGCGACAAUCCAGGUUCGCCUGGACUUUUGGACGUUCAAAGGGGUACUUGCCAAAGACAUGCUGUCUUUCGUAGGGUUUGGGAGGGGCAUACGGGAGGCUGUCCGAGGACAGAGGUCCAUUAUGUGUUGGCCGGGCGAUUCUGGUAUGCUGGGACAUUGGCAAGGUGUGCCGAAGGCACAUGGGUUGAAUGCUGGCAACGUAAGGUUCUUCCCAUCCGAGGAGGUAUUCGACGAGGCUGCGUUCCGUUUCCAGGUCUCCUUGGCCUUGAGGAAGACGGUGACAUUCCGUCACGCAUUGACCCCUUAUCAUAUGUGGCGGCCAACAGCCAUUGAGAAGCUCGUCGAGGACGUAAGGGGGUGGUAUGAGAACGGCGCGUGA